AUGUUCAUUUCCCUACCGGAUUUGCCGGAAUUAAUAUUAACAGAAGUUGUAAAACAUUGCGGUUUCUGCGAAGUCCAAAUUCUCCGAAAAACGUGCUGGACCCUCCGCAACUUUAUCGACGACACCGCACCCCACCUAGACCUCCGAGUCAUUGAAAUCUCUGAUCAGACUCCUGGAUUAAUUACUUUGACUCUAGAGUUUCCAGAAGAAAGACUAGUUUUGGAGUACAAAAAGGUAGACAAUGGAUGUCAGGUAUCUGCUGGAAUCCGACCGAAAUUUCUGGAGAAUCUGGAGUAUUUCGAUGUGUUUCUGACGGAUUUUCGAGUCGUUUUGAGGAAUUGCAAGUGGAUUUUGCCCCAUUUUUGGAUUUAUCUCUCAGAAGUCUCAGAGUCAACUGUUGAGAGGUUACAACAACUUCUGAAGUCGCGGAGCCCAAUCACAGUAAAAAAUUUGGUAAUCAAAGCAGCCAGCGCUUCUCAAAUCCUGGCUAUUUUCUCUGAAAUUUCACCAAAUUCCCUGAAAUCGUUGGAGCUAGCCGGUCCUGGAAGACAAUCGUUUUUUAUGGAUGGAUUAUCUGAAAUUAUGGAGCUGGAGCAGUGGAAAAAGGCGCAGAACUUGGAGAUGAAGUUGGUUGAGUUGUGCGAGAGGAUGAAAAUUGAACAUUUUGCGCAUUUUCGAUUGGCCAAGGUUUUGUAUCAACGAGUUGAAGUGGAACAUGUGAUGGGAUUGAAGGAGAUUUUUCUCCACUCCAAAGACCACAAAAAACACAAAAAAUACUUCCAACUCCACUGGAUUUGCCUCCGCAACUAUCAGGAGUUCUUCGAUGCCCUUGGCCCUGGAUUAUCCACCACCGACGAAUUCAAAAUUCACCGAUUCAGAUGGUACUUCAGAAUCCCCAAUGAUUCUGAAAAAGUGCUUCUGAUAACUUUGUUCACACGAAUGUUUGAGUUUAAGUUCAUCGAUAAGGUGAAAGUACCAGAUGGUGUUGUUAUUUAUGAUUGA
Messenger RNA from Caenorhabditis remanei, 1002 nucleotides. RefSeq lists its product as uncharacterized. The transcript is spliced from 3 exons. Gene Ontology annotation, molecular function: protein binding. The coding region runs from base 1 to 1002 and encodes 333 amino acids. Gene Ontology annotation, biological process: innate immune response. The record is from RefSeq and is a predicted model, not a curated record. NCBI's taxonomy places the organism in Eukaryota, Metazoa, Nematoda, Chromadorea, Rhabditida, Rhabditidae.